This is a messenger RNA of Stylophora pistillata, 1065 nucleotides long. RefSeq lists its product as uncharacterized. Lineage: Eukaryota; Metazoa; Cnidaria; Anthozoa; Scleractinia; Pocilloporidae. The record is from RefSeq and is a predicted model, not a curated record.
AUGGGCAAUCUUAUCACUGAUCGAGGAAUGCAGGCAGACCCAGAGAAGAUAGCAGCAAUCUCGGAAAUGGCUCCACCACGAAACAAAGCAGUGCUCCAAUGCUAUGACCUCAAUAAACCAGUCACACUUCAAGUCGACGCAAGUGAAGAAGGUGUGAGCGGCGCCCUCCUCCAGCCCAACAGCGAAGGACGCCUCCAACCCGUCGCCUACACAUCCAACAGCCUCAAUGCAACAGAGCAACAAUACUCUCAAAUAGAAAAAGAGUGCCUGGCUAUCUGCAAUGCAUUUGGAAAAUUCGACCACUGGCUCUAUGGCAAAUCUGACAUAGAAGUCCAUACGGACCACCAGCCCGUUGAAACAAUUUGCAAAAAGGCCCUGCACAAAGCCCCAGCACGACUACAGAAAAUGCUGAUGAGACUGCAGCGAUACCGCUUCAAUAUCAAGUACAAGAAAGGUACCUCGCUUUACCUGGCAGACAACCUUUCCAGAGCCGCACUGCCUACCCCAGUUCACGCCCGGAUCACAGACUUUGAAGUAUUCAGGACUGAAAUCACAGAGGAAUCUGAUACACACAACCCACGCCUCACAGAAACCACCCAAUCCCGCUUACGCGAUGAAACCAAAAAAGAUGAACACCUCUCCAAGUUAAUGACCACAGUUGCUCAAGGCUGGCCAGAUGAAAGAAAGAAGGUACAGCACCCUCUUCGACCAUACUGGACCUACCGGGAUGAACUAACAACAGACAAUGGCCUUAUCUACAAAGGUGCACAAGUAAUGAUACCACAGUCCAUGCAAGAGGAGAUGCUGCUCAAAAUCCAUGCAGACCACUUCCGCCCCGAGUCUAAUGUACGCAUGGCACGAGAAGUGCUAUUCUGGCACGGGAUGAGACAAGCAGUCUUUGAUAUGUGCAAUGAUUGUAGUUACCUGUGGAAAGUAUGGUUCAAAGUCAACAAAGGAGCCCAUGAAGUCACUCCCCAUCCCCACACUGCCAUGGCAGAUAAUCAGCCAAGACAUCUUCAAGCACAAACAGAAAGCUUACCUUGUGACAGUAUGCCACUUUUCUGA